CUUACCAAUCUGUAGAAGACUGUCAACUUCCUUUCGAUGCAACGCGUAGACAAGUUGAGAGGAAUAGGACGUCUUCUCUGUCAAGUCAAGCAGAAGAAGUUUCAGACAGCAAAUUUUGCAACACCAGCUACAUUUUGUUGUAAAAGGGUUUUUGCAAGACACUUCAGCAUUUCAACUCAAGUCAAAAUGUCGUACGGUACAGUGGAAAGAGGAUGUCCAAAUUCUUUGGAAUAUCGAGUGUUUUUUAGUGGCCCCAGUGGAAAUGUUGUUUCUCCAUUCCAUGACAUUCCUCUUUUUGCCAACACAGAGAAGACUGUCCUGAAUAUGGUGGUUGAAAUUCCUCGCUGGACAAAUAGUAAAAUGGAGAUAUGCAAGGAGGAGAAACUGAACCCCAUUAAGCAAGAUGUUAAAAAGGGAGCUUUGAGAUUUGUGAAGAAUGUUUUUCCACACCACGGCUACAUUUGGAAUUAUGGUGCUUUUCCACAGACAUGGGAGGAUCCAAAGCAUGAGACCCCUGAAACCAAAACCCUAGGAGAUAAUGACCCUCUGGAUGUCUGUGAAAUAGGUCAAAAGGUUCAUAAACGGGGAGCUGUAAUCCAGGUGAAGGUCCUGGGUGUAAUGUGUCUGAUUGAUGAGGGUGAGACAGAUUGGAAGAUAAUUGUCGUUGAUGUGACUGACCCAUUAGCCUCUGAAUUAAAUGACAUAGAAGAUGUAGAUAAACACAUGCCUGGGUUUCUCAAAGCAACUUAUGAAUGGUUUAGAAUUUACAAGAUUCCAGAUGGCAAACCAGAAAAUCAAUUUGCUUUCAAUGGUGAAGCGAAAAAUAAGGAGUAUGCCAUGAAGGUUGUUAAAGAGUGUAAUCAACAGUGGCAAAAAUUAAUUGGCAAAGAAUGUGAAAAUAACGGUCUGUCAUGUGAGAACACAUCUGUGGCCAGUAGCCCAUACAAAAUUUCACCAGAAGAUGCUAAGAAAAUCAUUGACAAUCAACCACAACUAGGAACUGCAAAACCAUUAGCUGACGAGAUCAACAAAUGGCACUAUGUCAAGCUAUAACAACGACACUUCAUAGACGAAACAAUGGAAUCGACCAGAAAGGCUGUAUUUAGUACUUAGACAUAUCAUACAGUAGUGCUCAAUUGUUAACUCCCUUGUACAAUCUGUUUACACUGUUUUAUUUUAUAGUCUGAUGAGGGAAUUCAUGACUGUUGAAUUUGUAUUACCUUAAAGUCCUGUUUUCAUAGCAAAAGUAUUUAAUUAAAAUAUGUGUACUAUAAACCAGCUAGUACAUGUAUAUCAGCAAUGUUUAAUUAUGUAUGCUAAGAAUAAUGUCUUUGAUUAAUGCUGUGUUUGUAAUAUUUGUGAAACUAUAUUUCAUUAGAUAGGUGUUGGCAAAUAUGGCUUAUCUCUAAUGAGUAAAUAAAUAUAAAUAAUAGCUGGGUUGCAGUAUGUAAUUAGCUCAGACUAAGAUUUUUAGAUUUUUGAUAAAUCUUGAUUAAGCACUACUGAUAUAUUGAAUUAUGAUCAGCUAUAGAAACCCGGUAUUAUAAAAUUAUUAUGUAGCAUUUUUUGUCCAAAGAAGCAAACAUGAAAGUCAUAUUUAUUUCCUCAGAAAAUAGCUUUUUGCAGUGCUUUCAGGAACUGGAUAUUCCACUGUACAUGUAAAUAAUUAUGGAAAAUACAUUGCUACGUGUACAUUUUGGAAUACUACACAGUGUAUGUGAGAUUUACAUGACAUUUUGAUAGAAGUUAAGAUACAUACAAUCAUUUUUUUAAUGUAUACCCGUAUUAAUUUUGUAAUUUUUUGGUUAGAGCAAUCCUGAAUAUUUGUUUGGUAUCUGGAACAAGUUGAUAUUUUUAUGUGAAUAUCUCAAGUACACAUAGAAUGCAUAUAUGAUAAAUGCAGAAUUGUACCUUUCUAUUAAUAUACUUUAAAAACAUCAAAAGCUAGGUAUGAUGUAACAUUGAAUGCUUAAUAAGACCUGUCAAAAGCUUGUCAUUUCUACCAGCAAUAAAAUUUUUUAAAAACUUUUA
Molecule: messenger RNA, 2031 nt
Organism: Saccostrea echinata
Lineage: Eukaryota; Metazoa; Mollusca; Bivalvia; Ostreida; Ostreidae
Exons: 12
Coding region: 37-1053 (338 amino acids)
Biological process (GO): phosphate-containing compound metabolic process
Cellular component (GO): nucleus; cytoplasm
Molecular function (GO): magnesium ion binding; inorganic diphosphate phosphatase activity
Source: RefSeq, a predicted model, not a curated record